Capsaspora owczarzaki ATCC 30864 is the source of this 3282-nucleotide messenger RNA. RefSeq lists its product as hypothetical. Gene Ontology annotation, cellular component: plasma membrane. The coding region runs from base 31 to 3282 and encodes 1083 amino acids. Gene Ontology annotation, biological process: Ras protein signal transduction; positive regulation of GTPase activity. NCBI's taxonomy places the organism in Eukaryota, Filasterea, Ministeriida, Capsasporidae. The record is from RefSeq and is a predicted model, not a curated record. Gene Ontology annotation, molecular function: guanyl-nucleotide exchange factor activity. The transcript has 5 exons.
UUCUAUUUUUUUUUUUUUUCAUCCAACAGCAUGGUUUCGUCGCCAAAGAGCAAGCGAAAGGCGAGCCAAGACGCUGCCGUGGCCGCGAUAGCCAAGGCGCGGAUGGAAGAGGCAGCCAUUGCAGGGGGUGCAGACGGAGUUGAUUUCGCCGUGACCCAGUCGACGCUCAAGCGCGGCAUCAGCGGGCAGACCUCUCGCGUCACCGUUCAGCAUCGCCGCAGUCCGUCCCUCGUUGCGUCCAGUGGCCUGCCCGUCCUAGAUCCGGCGCGCAGCAUCCAGAUCGAGAUUUCAGCGACCACAGCGACAUUGGAAGGGUUGCUCAAUCGUUUCGCCUUGCUAUACGUUCCAUCACUGCCGCUCGAUGGCCUCGCACUCAGCAUUUCAAGCACCCUCAACCCAGCCGACAGCGUGCCAAUCAUGUCCGAUUUUGACCUACACCAAGUACUUGUCGGAUUGGACGGCGCCGAUUUCCAUGCAUGCGUUACUUCAUCGCAACUUCCGCCAACGUCGCCCAUCUCGCCGUCUGGCAGCUGCCUUACCAUCAACACAACCACAGCCGCCGCAGCCGCAGCCGCAGCCGGACGCCAAUCAUUGACAGGCAUCCCGACACCACCGCCGUCCGCCCCGCUGACCGCCUCAUUCGCAUCCAGCUCUGCCCUGUCGCUGCCGAAACGGACGCUUUCUGCUGAAUCCAUGUCGCCGCGCUCACUCUCAGACACUGCCGUCGAUGAGCAGACUGGCGCUGCAGCCGACGCCGCCCAGGCAAGCGCGGAGGCAGCCUCCUCCUCCUCCUCCUCCUCCUCCUCCUCCUCGUCAGCCAAUAACAGCACACCAGUCUCAAAUGCGACCGCCGCUGCCGAUGCCACAGUGGCAACAGCCUCUCCUGCUGCUGCUGCUGCCGCCGCUGCUGCUGCAUCUCGCACCGGAUCGACACCGGGCUCGCCUCCGAUGCUGCGCAAACACAUUGCCAGACGCGAUUCGUACUCUGCACAGGCGGCCAUGGCCGCGCGAAGGAGCAUCCACGAGGACUCGACAGUGUUUGACAGCACGGGCUUGCCAGCCUCGCCUGUGCGCAACUUGGCCACUGCCGAGGCCGUGAGCGAGCCCCAGCGUGGUCGACUUGUGCGAUCACACUCGAUUAGCAACCAAACUGCCACGCGCGUCAAUAGCCAGGACGGCAGCGAAUCCCCCACUAGCCCCGACCCUGGGUCUGACAAGUCGUCCCCAACUUCGUCAGCAGGAUCAUCCCCAAAUAGCACUCUGAGCGGCACAGACAGCGUUAGCAAGCGGGAACGCCGCGGUCUCUCGUCCUUCUUCCGACGAAAGUCUUCCUCCUCCCGCUCCAACUCGCUCAGCUCCCUCUCGCAGCCGUCGCUCAGCGACCUCGGGCUCGAACCGCUCGGAAGCCCGACUGGCCGCACUAGCCCAAGCGGCACCGUCACGGCCAGCAUCCUCACCUUCCAGCAGCAGCAGCCCCAGCUACAACACACCCAUUGUCCACCCCACUACCACAGCAGGCAGCAGCAGCAGCAGCAGACGCGGGCAGCGCAGAGGCAACCUUCGAGUACAAAACCAGCCCUGGCGGCGCGGGCCGCGGCCUCGACCACGUCCACCGGCACGGGAGGCUCGCCGAACAGCGGGCGCAAGUUCCUCUUCCGAGCCAACACCAGCAAGGGUCGCAAGUCGUCGGCUGGCGCGCUGGAUUUGACGUCAGGGUCUGGCACGGCUCGUUCCAAAGACUUUAUUCCUGGCACAACGCCCGCGGCGACCAUGGACUUUGAGUCGCUGCCCCGAAUUGUGGCCCCCGGCGCAGAGUUCACCUACACCAACCCCGAGACGCAAAUCACAUACCGCACAGAUCGCGACGAAGUGCUCGUGAUGACGGCGACCUUUGAGCGUCUCAUUGACUGCAUGACGGAAGACAUUGACAAGGACGUGGACUACUCGGACACCUUCUUCCUUACGUACAAGAGCUUCCUCAAGCCCAUCGUCCUGUUCGAGGCGCUCGUCGCCAAGUUCAAGGGCACUGGUAACGCUGGGGCCGCCGCCCAAAUCGCGGCUGCCGGCCCAGAUGGCCAGCCGCCAUUGCAAAGCGCCGGCUCGGUCGAGAGCGUCAGCGACGCUUCUGCAACGAUGACGUCGGCUGUUGGCGGCUCGCAAACCGACAUUUUUGGCAUGUCUGCAACAGGUUCGUCCACGCUCAAGCUCAAGUCGUCCACUCGGCCCAAGGUGCUGACCAUGAUUCUGCACUGGAUGAAACACCACUGGAUGGACGUCGAGGAGGACCCCGUGCUGCAAGAGCAGGUGCACACCUUCCUGAACGGCCUGCGCGAAGGCGAAUACACGGCGUACUACCAGUCCAUCAACAAUGCCGUUCAGCAGCAGCGUCAGCGGUGGGAGGAGCGAAAGCUGCAGGGCGAGGAUGCCUCGGAGCUUCUCAAGCGCACCUCCACCAAGCUGUCCAAGAUGCUUCCUAAAAUUGUUAUCGAAAUGGAGCCCAAGGAGCUGGCCGAGCAGCUGACGUAUUAUGACCACCACAUUUUCUCCCGCAUCAGCCGCAACGAUUACAUCAACUACUUGUGGCCGAGCAAGAGCCGCAAGGAGCAGCUCAAGGCCAGCACAAACCAAACCGGCACCUCUCAUCUUGACGCCUUUGUCAACCGCCUGGAAAAGGAGACGUUCUGGAUUGCCACGGAAAUUUGCUCGCUGAGCGAGAACGAAACCCUCAAGGAGCAGGCCAAACUCAUCCAGCUCUUCUUGCAAGCCUUGAGCCACUGCCUUGCGCUCGACAACAUUUACACGUGCUUUGCCAUCUAUGGUGCGCUGAACUUCCAGCCCGUGCAAAAGCUCAAGAAAGCAUGGGAACUCGUGCCCAAAAAGUACUUGGCGCCUCUGCAGGAGGUGGAAAACCUCAUGAAUCCCUCGCGCAACAUGCGUGCCUACCGCACCUUCAUUCACCAAAAGGAGAAGACCACCACGCCGCUCCUGCCCUUCCUGCCACUGCAUCUGAAAGACUUGGUCUUUUUGAAUGACGGUAACGACACCUUCUUCCAGGACGGACGGGUCAACUUUGACAAGUGUCGCACCAUUGCCCGUCGCGUGGACUGGCUGGACAAGCUUGCCAACCGCCCUUACAGCUGGAUUGUGCCAAAGCCCGAGCUUCAAUCGUAUCUCGAGUCGGCCUAUGUUUGCCCCAACAUGGACGAGCUCACCAAGCUUGCUCGCAAGAACAAUCCGCCUCCGCCUGCCCCCGCUAGCUCCUCGAGCACCAUGAAGCCAUAA